AUGAUCGCUCUGGUCGCGCGCAUUGUCACGCUCGCGACAUUCCUCCUAUGCGCCCUCGCGGACCGAGAAGCUCAAUGGCGCAGUCAGAGGUUUAAAGGCGGCUACGAGGGUAUGUUCCCGGUGCAGCGGUACUCGUCGAAGGGGGUGCAAGGUCCAAUUUUGAAUUAUUGGCAGCGCAGCGAGGCGUGCAGUGAUGGGUACGUGAUGCUUGCGCCGCGUGGACCGGCGGUUAGGAAGCCUGGGCCCAUCAUUCUGGAUUCCGAGGGCCAUUUGGUUUGGUUCAAGGAGUAUGAUGAUUGGGUUACGUUCAAUCUUAAUGUGUAUACUUUUAAAGGGGAGAGAUAUUUGACUUAUUGGACGGGGGAUCAUGUUGAUGGCGAGCAUGCGGCUGGGACCGGGUAUAUGCUCAAUUCGCAUUACGAAGAAGUCUACAAAUUCGACGGUGUAGAUGGGUUGGAUGUUGAUCUUCACGAGUUCCAUAUUACGCAAGAUGAUACGGCUGUUUUCAUCGCCUAUGCCAUUACCCCCGCUGAUCUGCGCGAGGCAGGAGGCCUCGAGACCGGUUGGAUCUGGGAUGGUAUUUUCGUGGAAGUAGAUGUUGAGACGAACGAAGUACUUUUCGAGUGGCGUGCCUCGGAGCAUUUCUCUUUCAUUGAAGUCGAGCGAGACCGCGAAGGGAAUGGUGAUAGCGAAGACCAGCCAUGGGACCUCUUCCAUAUCAACAGCGUUGACAAAGACGAAAAGGGCAAUUUCCUCGUCUCGUUCAGAUAUACGAGUUGUCUGACAUACAUCGAUGGUCGAACGGGUGGAAUUAUUUGGAAACUAGGUGGAAAACACAACUCGUUCAUCGAUUUAUCUGAUGGCGCAGCGACGAAUAUCAGCUGGCAGCAUCAUGCCCGCUUUCAAGAUGACUACUCGACCUCCAACACAAGAGCAAUUACCAUCUUCGACAAUUCAUCUCGCGGGCAAGGCGCCCCCGAGAACCCGAGCCGCGGUCUAUUCAUCGACAUUGAUGAAACAAAAAUGACAGCCUCUGUUCGCCAACAAUACUGGAAUCCGUUCCCUAUCAGCAGCCAAUCCCAGGGCUCAGUACAAGUCCUGGACAACGGAAACGUGCUCGUCGGGUAUGGCUACAAUGCUGCAUACACCGAGUUCGCUCCCGACGGCGAAGUCCUCUGCGAAGUACAUUUCGGAUCGGAAAAUUCCUUCAACUCGGGCCAGGUCAUGUCGUAUCGCGUGUUCAAGCAGGAUUGGGUUGGAUUGCCGCUUACGAAUCCCGACGUGGCACUUUCGGAUACACAUGCUUCUGUCAGUUGGAAUGGGGCUACGGAGGUGAAGACGUGGGUGUUGCAGGGUGCAUAUUUGCGGACUCAGGCGCGGAGGUCGGGGCAUGGGGAGGCGGUUGAGGAUUCGGAGCUGGAUUUUAUUCUGGCUGUGCCGAAGUCUGGAUUUGAGACUGUUGUCAAUAUCCCUGACGGAUGUUUGUAUACUAAGCUGAGGAUUGUGGGGCUGGAUAAGAUGGGUGCGUAUCUUGGUGCGUCGCCUUUGAUGGAUUGGGAAGAUCCGGAGAAGUUGAGUGUGGAAAUUAUGGUUUAUGAUGGGGAGGAGGAGCAGGAUGGUCUGGGGAUGCAAGGGACUCUGCCUCCUUCUUUGAUGUUUGGGAUGGGAUUCCUGACUGCUACGGCGGUUGGGUUAAGUGUGUGGCUUGUGUGGAGGUUUGUUCCGUUCUAUGCUUGGAGACGGUCUUUCGCCAAGGCUGGACAGGAUCGAAGUACCACUAAGUGGCAGGCUGUGCAUUCUGGGGAGGAAUUGGAUGAAUUGGACGAUCUAAGCGAUUUGGAAUCUGGGGAGCGAGCCGACGAUCAUCUCUUGAAACGGGAAGAGGAUGAGUGA
Messenger RNA from Penicillium atrosanguineum, 1893 nucleotides. Its product is annotated as arylsulfotransferase family protein. The coding region runs from base 1 to 1893 and encodes 630 amino acids. The record is from RefSeq and is a predicted model, not a curated record. NCBI's taxonomy places the organism in Eukaryota, Fungi, Ascomycota, Eurotiomycetes, Eurotiales, Aspergillaceae. The transcript has 2 exons.